CGUUAAGUGUAGUGCCUGUGUCUCUAACCCUGUCUAUCUUUUCUUCCUCCAUUCCCACUCCCCCCUCCAAAAGGGAAGCUUGCAGCAGAUUGUAGAAGGAUUUGAGUCUGCAGCUAGAGAGAAGGGGAUUAGGGCCAGAGCGGUGCAAGUUAAAUUGUGCUGCAUAUAAAAAAUGGGCGGAUUGGUCUCCAGAUCUAGAGGCUGGUACCACCUUCCUUUCUAAAAUAAAAUCUCUCUCUGGCAUGAAGUCACCGCCUAUUUCACAUCCGGUUUGCCCUGGGACGUAUUACUACUGUCUUGGUAGAGAGAAGUCUUUUGUUGUAUAGCUGCAGAUUGGAUAUUGAGAAGCAAAUUUGGGUGUGCAAUCUUCAGCAAAGGAGCACGCAGAGUCCAUGAUGGCUCAGACCGAGUGAGUGAGAGGCAGGGCGAGGACGCCCCUCCGCUCCCGGCGCGCCCGGACUCGCACACUCGCGCCGGCUCCGGGCUCUCCGCGAUUUUCUCUCGCAGACUUUUCCCCGGUCUUGAGCGAUCCUGUGCCCAGAGGGGGCCCGAGCUGCUCAAGCCCGCGAUGAAGAAAAGCCCGGGUCUCUCUGACUAUCUUUGGGUGUGGACCCUCCUUCUGAGCACAUUGACUGGAAGAAGCUAUGGACAGCCCUCACUACAGGAUGAACUUAAAGACAAUACCACUGUCUUCACCAGGAUUUUGGACCGACUCCUAGAUGGUUAUGACAAUCGCCUGAGACCAGGAUUGGGAGAGCGUGUAACUGAAGUGAAGACUGACAUCUUCGUCACCAGUUUUGGACCCGUUUCAGACCAUGAUAUGGAAUAUACAAUAGAUGUAUUUUUCCGUCAAAGCUGGAAGGAUGAAAGGUUAAAAUUUAAAGGACCCAUGACAGUUCUCCGGUUAAAUAACCUAAUGGCAAGUAAAAUUUGGACUCCGGACACCUUUUUUCACAAUGGAAAAAAGUCAGUGGCCCACAACAUGACCAUGCCCAACAAACUCCUGCGGAUCACAGAGGAUGGCACAUUAUUGUACACCAUGAGGCUGACGGUGAGAGCUGAAUGUCCAAUGCAUUUGGAGGACUUCCCUAUGGAUGCCCAUGCCUGCCCACUAAAAUUUGGAAGCUAUGCUUAUACAAGAGCAGAAGUUGUUUAUGAGUGGACCAGAGAGCCAGCACGCUCAGUGGUUGUAGCAGAAGAUGGAUCACGCCUAAACCAGUAUGAUCUCCUUGGACAAACAGUAGACUCUGGAAUUGUUCAGUCCAGUACAGGAGAAUAUGUUGUUAUGACCACUCAUUUCCACUUGAAGAGAAAGAUUGGCUAUUUUGUUAUUCAAACAUACCUGCCAUGCAUAAUGACGGUUAUUCUCUCGCAAGUCUCCUUCUGGCUCAACAGAGAGUCAGUACCAGCAAGAACUGUCUUUGGAGUAACAACAGUGCUCACCAUGACAACGUUGAGUAUCAGUGCCAGAAAUUCCCUCCCGAAGGUGGCCUAUGCAACAGCCAUGGAUUGGUUUAUUGCAGUGUGCUAUGCCUUUGUGUUCUCAGCUCUGAUUGAGUUUGCCACAGUAAACUAUUUCACCAAGAGAGGUUAUGCAUGGGAUGGCAAAAGCGUAGUUCCAGAAAAGCCAAAGAAAGUGAAAGAUCCUCUCAUUAAGAAAAACAACACUUAUGCUCCAACAGCAACCAGCUACACCCCUAACUUGGCCAGGGGUGACCCCGGUUUAGCCACCAUUGCUAAAAGUGCAACCAUAGAACCAAAAGAAGUCAAGCCUGAAACAAAACCACCAGAACCCAAGAAAACCUUCAACAGUGUCAGCAAAAUUGACCGACUGUCAAGAAUAGCCUUCCCCCUGCUAUUUGGAAUCUUUAACUUAGUCUACUGGGCUACAUAUUUAAACAGAGAGCCUCAGCUAAAAGCCCCCACACCACAUCAAUAGGUCCUUUCAGUCUCAUUCUGUUGUUCAGUCCUCUGCACUGGGAAUUGCUUUCUGUUCUCAACGCAGUAACUCCUAUCUGCUUUAUUGCCUCUGUCUUAAAGAAUUUGAAGAUUUCCUUAUUUCCAUAAUUCAUAUAAGAACAAGAGACCCCUGUAUGGCAGUCCAGAGCAGAGCAGAGUAUACGGCUUGAAGACAGGAUUCUGAGAGAGGUAAUGAGACAGAAAAAUCGUGUCAGAAGGAGACAGAAUAAGAGAGGAAGGGAAGGGGAAGAAGGUCCAAAGAUAUGAGGAAAAGUAGAAGAAAAAGAAAAUUAGCUAUAACUCCUAGGUCAUUUGUAGAUAUAUAUUUCCAAAUAUUCUAAAAAAUAUACUGUAUAUGACAAAAAUAUUUUUAUGUGAAGGCGUUUAAAAGAAUAAAUUAUAAAUAUUUAAUGAAAAAAGUUUUAAAAAAUCGAUGUCUUUAUUGCACAUAUUAUGCUGUUCUUACAUUUUUUUAAACUGAUGUAUAGCUUUAACAUUUUGUUUCCAAAGCUAAAAAUCCCCAUUCUUUCUCCUUUUAAAAAUUCCAAUGUGCUAUUUUGUUGUUAAAUGCUAUUUUAAAAUUCAUGGAGAUUUCAUAGGCAAAGGUGCAGUUGCUCACUGUAGAGUUCAUUUAAUUUAAUGGAGAGAAAUGCUUUAAAUAGCCUACUUUAUAUAAUCUGAACUUUUCCCACUAGACUUAGGGAAGAAUCAUUUUAACAGAAAUGUACACUCAAUAAAAACUAAAAAUAAAUAAGUAAAUAGAAUAAAAUAAUUCUAAAAUAUUCAUUUUCCACUGUAUCUAUUUCCAGAUUAGCACAUGGGCCCAAUAAUCACUUGAUUCUCAUUAAGAAGAUGUUUUUAGAGGGGCAAAAAUAUUUUGCAAGCUCAAGAAUUGUUGAAUGUAUUCUUUUAUAUAACUACAUUAAAAGCUUUAGAUUGAAAUUUAUGAUGAGUAAUGAGAAAUAGAAUAUAAAAUUAUAUAUGUAAAUAUACGGCAUGGGAUUGUACAUUUUUUACUUUUUUAAAAUUUGCGUUCUUAAAAUAUUGUGUAGUAAUCACCAUUUUUAGCUGUUAGAAUGUUGUUAAAUACUAUGGAAAUACAUUUAGAGCCUGAAUUUAAAAACAAAACAGCCUGGAGGAAUCAUACAGAACUUGAAACAUGCAGGUGUGAGGUCCACUUAUGCUGAGAAAGUUUAUGCUGUGAAACUGUUGUCCGGUGUUCAGUAAUAGAUCAACUGCUAUCUGCUCAAGCCAUGCCACACUACAUUGCCCUAUUUUAGGCUAUUAUAACAUAGAAAAGAAAAUGGGAGGCAUUAGUUGGAACUAGAAAAUCAACAGUAUGUUAUUACUAUUCUUGCUGAUAACAACUAUUUCAAUAAGUGUUGUACCAUAUGUAGCAUUAAUUAUAAAAUACAUGAAAGAAUGUAUAAGAAAUAGCUUUUACUGAGUAAUAUUACAUUUUAUUUAUACUGUAGCAAUAUAUUUAUAGGUAUACUAUGUAAGGGCUUAAAAUAAAAGAGGUCCAUUAACAUUUCCUAUAAAAAUUCUAGUCUGUUUCAUUACUGCCCAGGUGUUUUAGAGAGAAAUAUUUAUGCAGAAGGUAUUUUUGAAGUCUCCUUUUGUCUGGUAGAAUUUUGCAGAUAUUUAAAUUUAGCAUUCAGAAUCCACAGGUCAGGUCAUGCUCUAAAUACAUUUAGAACACAACAUAAACUUGUUAGCUUAAUUGCCAAAUUAGACAAUUGGGAUCCAUACCCAAGUUUUAAGCAAUGUUUUUCUCAAAAAGCUGCUAUCCAAUGAUAUAGGAAAAUACACUGUUUUCCUAAACAAACUCUGGUUUUCUUUUUAAAUGUGCUUCAUUGUUUGAUUCGAUUCUGCCUAAGUUUCACAAGCUAGGCCAAUAAAGGCUGAAACAAGGACAUUUCAUCCUCUGGUAUCAUGUGUAGAUAUUAUGUAUAGAAAAUAAAAUAAAUUAUGGCUCUAACUUCUAUGUUGCUGUUUAUCUUGUUAUUUUUCGGCGUUAACCUAAUGUGUUUUUUGAGAGUAUUUUAUCUUCCAGACUCCUCAUAGCUAACUUUUGGUCUGUAUUUUGCUCAUUAGAUGUGAAUAUUUCUUAUUAGUCUGCUUUCUGCUAGGCAAUGACUGCAUUUCUAUCAUUUCUUAGUUUGUUAGUACAUGUGGAUAGUAUUCUAUUGUAUAAAUUGAUUGCACAGUUUAUCAAGACAAACUAUUCUAUGUAGCUUUUCUACAGUGCUUUGUUAAACCAUGUGAUACUAGUUAAGUCUUCCUUAAAAAUAAAGACACACACAGAGGACAGUUCCUGUUUACUCCCAGGAAAUUUUCUUAAAAGAUGACACUGAAUGUUUAAUGCACCGUAGUGCAGUGAAGUGGCAAUAAAACCUAACACGAAUCAAGGUUGUUUAUGGCAGAUGCAUGUAUUGCUUUACAGAGUUUAGCAAAAGCUCUUAAUUUUAUGUCACACUGUAUUCUAUUAUAAUAAUAAAGCUAACAUUAUUCAAUAAUAAAA
Molecule: messenger RNA, 4483 nt
Organism: Galeopterus variegatus (Sunda flying lemur)
Lineage: Eukaryota; Metazoa; Chordata; Mammalia; Dermoptera; Cynocephalidae
Gene: GABRA1
Product: gamma-aminobutyric acid (GABA) A receptor, alpha 1
Exons: 10
Coding region: 569-1939 (456 amino acids)
Biological process (GO): chloride transport; monoatomic ion transmembrane transport; regulation of postsynaptic membrane potential
Cellular component (GO): synapse; neuron projection; dendrite membrane
Molecular function (GO): transmitter-gated monoatomic ion channel activity involved in regulation of postsynaptic membrane potential; GABA-A receptor activity; GABA-gated chloride ion channel activity
Source: RefSeq, a predicted model, not a curated record